UUCCGUGAUUAUCUCGGAGACGACAGGGCAUUCUCCCUCGUAUCGCAAGUUGUAUAUAUACCAGGAUCCACUGCGGAAGGUUCAGUAUCAUCAGCAACAUUCCUCGCAAGAUGAAGGUCUUCCUAACGAUCGUGCUUCUCUCUGCCCUUGCGUCUGUGGUGGAAUUGAAGAGAUCGGAACCGAAGAAACAAAAACGCGGAGUAGCAUUUUUUGGAUCGCCUGGCUACGAUUUCUUCGGCAUUGUGCCAGCUUUCGGUCCUUCCUCAUGGGGUCCUACAGGUCUCGCGACUUCUGCCUGGAACCCACCGAGCACUCCUGACGUAGCACUCACCCAAGUUCAAGUUCAAGCUACGCACAACGUAGCGCUUCAAGCCCUAAAGGACCCGGCACCAGGUACACCCACUAUCGCGUAUCCACCCGAAGUCCUACGAGCGAUUCAACAAGCGAAAGAGGCGAAUAACAAUGUUGCCGUAGCUCAGCACAAAGUCGCGGAAGUGAAGCAUGCAACGCUGAUACAACAGAAAAUUGCGUUAGCGAAGGAGGCGUCGGCGCGAGAAGCUGCCGCGAGGUCUCAAGAAAUUUCGCAGCAGACCGAGAACGACGCUAGAGAUAGCGCUCGUCAACUUGUAGCGCUGCAACAGAGAUUAGCGACCCUAAAGGAUGCUGUAGCAGCUGCACAACGGGUGGCGGCGGCUAGAGAAGCCGCUGCAGCCGCAGCGAUCCAGAGGAACGCGGCUGAAACCGCCGCUGAACUGCAAAAGCAGGACGUUGAUAAGCAGAUUAACCAGAGCGAGCAAGAAGCCAAGGAGAAGGAUAUAUUAGCCGCGAAGGAAAAUGCAGUAGCAGCUGCGGUCCAGCAAGCAAGCGUACAGAAACCUGCUCAUCACCCUUGGGGUUGAAAAGAACGUCACUAUAAGGGCUCAUAUUAUACAUUUACGGUGACGGUACAUGAAAGGGCAUCUCAGUGUCUAAUAAACUUUACUUGAUACUUUUGUAAUUAUUAUACAUAAGAAUUGUUUUCCUCUCAGCAAUAAAAG
This is a messenger RNA of Harpegnathos saltator (Jerdon's jumping ant), 1037 nucleotides long. RefSeq lists its product as uncharacterized. The coding region runs from base 111 to 899 and encodes 262 amino acids. Lineage: Eukaryota; Metazoa; Arthropoda; Insecta; Hymenoptera; Formicidae. The transcript has 5 exons. The record is from RefSeq and is a predicted model, not a curated record.